AUGCCCGACGCCCCGCACAAUCGACUCGACAUCCCGCGACUGCUCGACCAGAGCACCGUGGGGCACGUGCAUUAUCUGCCGGAAACCGAUUCCACCAACGAGGUUGCGCUGCAGCGGGCGGCCCAGAUCCCGCCCGAGGCGUCGGAGUUGGUGCUCACCAGCCGUCAGCUGCGGGGCAAGGGCCGGGGGGACAACCGCUGGUGGGCCAGCGAGGGGGCGCUGACGUUUUCACUGAUUACGCCACGGCUGCCGCUGCCGCGGGAGCGGACGCCCUGCCUGUCGCUCGCCACGGGGCUGGCGAUCUGCCAGGCGGUCGAACAAGCGGCGCCGGCCGCCGAAACACGGCUCAAGUGGCCCAACGACGUCUACCUGCAGGGACGCAAGGCCGCCGGGAUCCUGAUCGAGUCGCCCGGGCACACGGCCGAUAGGUUUGUGGUGGGCGUGGGGCUGAACGUCAACAACUCGUUUGAGGCGGCGGCGGCGGAGAUCCGCGGCCGGGCGAUCAGCCUGGCGGACGUCACCGGCGGCCCGCUGGGCCUGACGGACGUGCUGAUCGACUGCCUGCGACAAUUUGACGCCUGCCUCGCGAUGCUGCUGGCCGGCGACCCGCGCCUGGCGGAGCUGUGGGAUUCGUGGUCGUUGCUGUCAGGCCGCCGCGUGCGGCUGGCCCUGCCGGCCGAGGUGGUUGAGGGCGUUUGCCGCGGGAUCGCCGACGAUGGGGCCCUGCGGAUUGAGCAGCCGAGCGGCGAGCGGGCCUGCUACGGCGGCGUGGUGGAGUGGUUUGAGCCGACCAGGGAGGGAAGUCGUAACGUGGAAAUCUUCUACAAGUUCCUCGAGACCACCGCGUUUGCCCAGCUCACGCUCGGCAACGCGAUGAUGAUCCUGAUCGGGCUCGUGUUCAUCGCGCUGGCGAUCAUCAAGGACUACGAGCCGCUGCUGCUGCUGCCGAUCGGCUUCGGGGCGAUCGUGGGCAACAUCCCCACCGACCCCAGCAUGGGGCUGAGCGUUUACGACUCCGGCAGCGUGCUGAGCUACAUCUACUUCGGCGUCAGCCAGGGCAUCUUCCCCCCGCUGAUCUUCCUGGGGAUCGGCGCGAUGACCGACUUCUCCACCAUGCUGUCCAACCCCAAGCUGGUGCUGCUGGGCGCCGCGGCGCAGAUGGGCAUCUUCCUGACGCUGCUGGGCGCCAUGUGGCUGGGGUUCACGCCCAAGGAAGCAGGCGCCAUCGGCAUCAUCGGCGGCGCCGACGGGCCCACGGCUAUCUUCCUGGCGGCCAUCCUGGCGCCCGAGCUGCUCGGCGCCAUCGCGAUCGCGGCCUACAGCUACAUGGCGUUGGUGCCGGUGAUCCAGCCGCCCAUCAUGAAGCUGCUCACGACGCGCGAAGAGCGUCUGAUCCAGAUGAAGCCGCCCCGGCACGUGUCGAAGAGAGAGCGGAUCAUCUUCCCGAUCGCCGCCUUCCUGAUCUGCACGUUCAUCGCUCCGGGCGCGCUGGUCCUGAUCGGCAUGCUGUUCCUCGGCAACCUGUUGAAGGAGAGCACGGUCACCGAGCGGCUGGCCAACACGGCCCGCACCGCGAUGAUUGACAUCGUGACCAUCCUGCUGGGGUUCUCGGUCGGCGCAAGCACCAAGGCGCAGAAUUUCCUGACGGAGCAGUCGCUGCAGAUCUUCGGCCUGGGGGCGUUGUCGUUCGCGAUCGCCACGGCCAGCGGCGUGCUGUUCGCCAAGCUGAUGAACCUGUUCCUGACGCACAAGAUCAACCCGCUGGUCGGCGCCGCCGGCGUGUCGGCGGUGCCGGACUCGGCCCGCGUGGUGCAGAUGGUCGGCCAGAAGGAGGACCCGCACAACUUCCUGCUGAUGCACGCCAUGGCGCCCAACGUGGCCGGCGUGAUCGGCUCGGCGGUGGCGGCGGGCGUGCUGUGGUCGGUGCUGGCGGGCUGA
Messenger RNA from Ostreobium quekettii, 1938 nucleotides. NCBI's taxonomy places the organism in Eukaryota, Viridiplantae, Chlorophyta, Ulvophyceae, Bryopsidales, Ostreobiaceae. The record is from the annotation of a GenBank genome assembly.